Messenger RNA from Zasmidium cellare ATCC 36951, 468 nucleotides. RefSeq lists its product as uncharacterized. Gene Ontology annotation, molecular function: oxidoreductase activity. Bases 1 to 468 code for a protein of 155 amino acids. NCBI's taxonomy places the organism in Eukaryota, Fungi, Ascomycota, Dothideomycetes, Mycosphaerellales, Mycosphaerellaceae. The transcript is spliced from 2 exons. The record is from RefSeq and is a predicted model, not a curated record.
AUGUCUACCACCCAUCCGCAAUUUCUGAUUAAACGCCGCACUGGAAGUACACCAGAGGAAUUCUCAAAUCGUUGGUUCAGCCACGGCCAUCUAGUGCUUCCAUGGCAGCUGUCGAAUGGCGUACAGUACUACGCACAGAUUCAUCGACCCGUCUGGGCCUCUUCCGAGGCGGCCGCCUCGAAUCCUGGCGUGGAUCUGUCCGACUGGGACGGCGCUGCAGAGAUGGUCUUCCGGGAACAUACAGAUCUGGCGACCGCCACGGCAGGGGCACGGUACUUCGAAGACGUCAUCGUCAAAGACGAGCUGGAGUUUCUGCAUAGCAAAUCAACUAGCCAUGCGAAAGCAGUCGGUGGCGGCAGCAUCUCUGGCGAUCGUGUAGAGUUCAUAAAGGAUGGGAAACCUUUGGUGGAAUUUGAGAAAUGGCAGGAGCUCUAUGAGCAAUUGGAAGGCACUUCGGACCAGAAGUAG